AUGAUCUUUAUGGAAAAAGUUCUGAAGUUUCGCAGUAGUCGAGCUGGUUUUUUGAUGAUGAUUGGACAGGUAUGUUUUUAUUUAUUAAAGUCCGGAAAUUGAUAGGGUUCCAAAUUUCUAAUUAAAGGUCACUGACGCGGUUUCCACGCCUUUGGUCGGGAUAUUCAGCGAUUCCAACAUUUUGCCGUCUGCUUUUGAUAAAAUCGGUCGACGCAUUUCGUGGCACAUCAUAGGUGAGUUUUAUUUAAUAAGGCAUUUUUCUGUUUUGUGAUAGUAAAUGAAACCCGUUAGCAGCUUUUCAUUGUUCUUACCUGUAGCUUAUUUUAUAUUCGUCAUGAAACACUAUCCUUUCGUUUUUUAUGUAACAGUUAUAAAUCAUUUCUCAACCAUAGUAAGUAGAAACCCGUUCAGCAUACUGAUUCAUAGAUAAUUCUCACUAUUUCGAGUUGAUACGAUUUUAAACAGAUAACUUUUAAAAUGUUUCCUGUAGUCCCUGUGUUUUCCUAGUUUUGUCCUGAUUCAUUCAAUAAUCCACUGUUUUGAAAAACUUAAAAUUUAUGACAAAAUAAAUCGAUUUGUGUGUUAUUUGUUGGCUCAUGAGCUUUUCAGGAACAAUCCUGGUGUCUGUCUCGUUUCCGUUCAUUUUCAAUAGAUGCUUGCUUUGCACUGAUUCCACUUCCGAAUGGUACGCUGUUGCUUGGUUUGUGCCGUUUAUCAUGGUCUUCCAGUUCGGCUGGGCGUCUGUCCAGGUUAAUUCCAGUCUUUGUCUUUUUUCUGAAGUUGAAUCGAAGUGAAUAAAUGACAUAAAUGUGAAGAAUACUGACAAAAUUCAAAAACUUUCACUCAUUUUUUUUUGUUUUGAAACAUGUCAUUUUCUGUUUCAGCUUUGUUAUUUCCUACAAGUUUAUGCAGGCAGUUUUUCAUAUAUUGUGUAUAAUCUGCAUGCUUACGUUAAUUAAACUUUUCAGUAACUAAUCUUUGUAUGUAAUAGUUUUAAAUUAAGCGGGACAGUCAAGUAGAUGUUUUUUUAUCAGAUUUAUUAGUUUUUUUCGGAUAGUGAUCCCGGUGGUGGAUUCAUUUUUCCGUAAGGGAAAGUAUUUUUUUGAUAAUUUUUUUGUAAUAUUAUUCUGAUGCUGAUCACUGGAAAAUUUGUGAAACUGAGAAAGAAAAAAAUUGUCUUUUUCAUGUUUCUUUUUCUAAUAGAAUUCCUUGGAAUCCUACAGAAAACUUAUCUUAUUUUUUUCUGCAGAUCUCUCACCUCGCCUUGAUACCUGAACUCUCUUCUCUCCCAUCAAGUAGAUCAACUAUGAACUCUCUGAGGUAAGCGUUUUCUUUAUCGACUUUUUGGUAAUAGUUCCACUUUUCAGAUAUUCGUUCAGCGUUAUAGCCAACUUGACGGUGUUUUUCACGCUUGCUUGGCUUUUAUCAGGAAGUACAAGCCAUAAAUCGAUCGGCCCAUGGGAUUUUGAGCAUUUCAGAGUAAGUAAAACAAUUGUGUAUUUAAAUAGUGUCGGGUUUCAGUUUUCUGGUUUGAUGGUUGUAACCCUCGGAAUAGUUGUUACCAUCGGGUUUUACGCGUUUACUCGGGAGCCGGUUCAUGGGCGAAGAUUGAGGUUGGAAAUCAUCUUGACAGAGGAUAAUUCUUUCCAGCCGUUUGAACUCGUUUUCAUCUGAAGCCAGUGAGCUCAUGAGGAUGCACUGGACCAGUUGGUUUGGCCAUAUUCAGUUCUACCAGGUGAGACACAAUUUUUUUCCCGAAGAAAUAUAAUGAUUCAGAUAGCGCUGCUUUACAUGCUGUCUCGGCUUUAUAUAAAUAUAUCUCAAGUUUAUUUUCCUUUCUACAUCACACUCACUCAGAAUUGUGACAAGGUUAUUAGUUUUCAAUGAAAAAGUUUCAUCGAAGUUUUCAGAAGUAUGUUGCCAUUCUGCCAAUGGUUUCUUACAUCGCCUCUUUCUGUAUUUCUAUGCUGAUCAGUCUGCCAGCUAUUGGGGAUUUCUUUUCGAAGAAGGUUCAUUCAUUUUUUCCGUUUUUGAUGAAGCUUGAUUUCAUUCAAAAUUCAGAUUCUAUUCGCUUUUGGGCUGACUACGGGAGUGUGCGCAUGCAUCGGAAUGCUUUUCGACCUGGUUGGCUGGCAACUUUACGCCCUAUCAAUAGUCAUUGGCAUAACUCAAGCGAUUUUAUUGAUAACUUCCUUGUCAAUAACAGCCGAUCUCAUCAAUAAAAAUACUGUAGGAAAAAUUCCGUGUGAAAAUACAAUUAUUUUUCUUUUCAGGAGAGCGGUGCAUUUGUUUAUGGAGCUAUGAGUUUUCUAGAUAAGCUCACAAAUGGAGUAGCUUACCAGAUUAUCGAGCUGUGGAAUCCAACUUGCGAGUGAGUUUCUUAUUAUCUCCUUUUUACUUUCAGUUUUGAAAUUUCCAGUGCGUUGAAACCUCACAAGGCAUGUACAAUCUUCUACCGACAAGUUAUGGUUUACGUUCCUGGAGGAUGUUUGAUUUUAGCCUUGGUAGUUUUGAUCAGCCUGAUUCCUUCGACAAUUGGCAGCAGAAGCCGUAGAAGACCAGGUUUUUGUUGGGGAUGGGAAGUCAUAGUUCAGACAAUUGCCUAUCAAUGAUACAAAAAACCAAAAUUAGAGCGAUUUUGAUUUUGGAGAAGUAGAAAAUAUCCUUUCAAAGUAUGCAAUCCUUAUUCGCAAAAAUCCGAACUUAGAAAUUUACAUUUGAAAAUAUUUUGGCCGUUUAAAACUUUCCGAAAUUGCGCAACUGGAUUUCUGUAGCUUAAUAUUGUCAAUUCCCAGUUUUUCAACCAAUGUAAAUUUAUAAACGCUGUGUAGGCAACAAGAAUCUUAUAACAAAAAAAAAAUUUUCUAAAAAAGCGAGAAUAAUAAUAUUGGAAGUAUGAUCAAAAUAAAUAAAAGGACUGAUAAAAAAGCAUGUAGAACAAGGAGAGAAAUGAAUGGCUUCGCAGACGCAGACGACGAAGUGGCCAUUCUUGACGACGUUGAUAGCGCCUAA
Messenger RNA from Caenorhabditis auriculariae, 3012 nucleotides. NCBI's taxonomy places the organism in Eukaryota, Metazoa, Nematoda, Chromadorea, Rhabditida, Rhabditidae. The record is from the annotation of a GenBank genome assembly.